UUGUGCGACAACGGCAGCUUAACUGCUCCUGAUAAAGAUGCAAAUCCAGUUCCAGUUGUGAUCGUUGUCUUCCUGCAGCUUCACCACUCAAGCGCAAAUGUAAUUAAACAUGUUCCAUCACUGAGGUGUGAAGCUCGCCAUCUAAAAUGCCAACUUUUUUACCCCCCCGCCCCUUUUAGAAGAAAUAUAGCAGCACAAUCCUCGUGUGAUACGAGUGAUGUGAGGAGGGGAAGUGACUCCGGUGGCACAACACUUGGUGACGUGAUGUGCGCAAAGCAAGAACCCCGCCGCCACUAAUUUGCCAAUCCAGCCGCGGAGCGAGCGUUUCAUCCUCCCACCACCUCACAACCUCACCCCGAGCCCCUGGAUCUGCUCCGUCUCUGCGCCACCACUGUCUCCCCUCCACAGCAGCAGCCACAGCAGGGCGCAGAGCUGCUCACGCCUCAGUCUCCUUCCCUCUCUCUCUCUCUCUCUCUCUCUCUCUCUCAUCGCAUGGAAAGUUGUGCGCACUGUGCGUGAAGACGCCGCAAUCCUCGCUGGUCAACUUGGUGGAUUUCCUGCAGGCGUCGCUCUCUGGGAAAAGAAGAAGAAGAUCAAGGAGGAAAACCACCAUGUGGAAUCCAUAAAUUGUUGCAGACUUUUUUUCUUUUUCUCUUCUCUUCCUCCCCACCUUUGCUCUCGUCUCGUCGUUGAUGGAAAUCUCACUGGCUGCACAGUCAGUGACACACAGAGAGAAGAGGCGCUGCUUUAUUUUUUUGGUGCCACCAAUUUGGACAUUUGGACACCGGCGGCGCCGCAUCCUGUGCCACAAGACAGAUGGUGGUGACGCACGGACCACAACUGUUUUCUUCUAAAUGGGGACCCGCACAGAGAGGAUAAAUUGCGCGCAGAGUAGUGUGGCUUACUGCUGAGAGAGCGCGAGAGAAAGAGGUCAUCCUCAUCCAGCGACUUGAGUGAACAUGAGUCCACGGCGAGACGCGUGGCCGCUCCGGUGCGUGGGACUCACCGCGCUUCUCCUGUGCACAGUGGUAGACUGCAAGGUGGUCCUGGAAGGCCUGCAGAGGUAUGGACCCUCACCAGUCUACUUGCCUGUCGGCUACCAGAUCCUCAAUGCUGAGUCAGCGUUCUUCUUACAAGAGGCAAACCAGGACAUAAUGAGGAACUCCAGCCUGCAGGCUCGCACGGAGUCUUUCUUCAUUCAUCAGACCCGGCAGAUGCCCUUUGUCAAUGCUAGCUACGGGCCACUGUCUGUGCAGCAGCCCGUCCCCCUGGAGCUGCUGCAGACCCUGCCGGGGCCCUUCAAUGCGCCCUCUGGCACGUCGCCGUCAGCGCCAACGUCGGCAUCAACGACGCCUCUUUUUGCAUUCAACUGGAAGGUCCACACCUACAUUAUCAGCGAGCGGAUUCACCCCAGUUGGCCGAAGGUUCAAGUUUUGUUCUACAUAGCGGGGAGGGACUGGGACGAUUACAGUGCCAUCCACAAGCUGCCCUGUGUCAGGAUGUUUGCCUUCCAUGAGACUCAAGAGGUGCGCGGCACGUGCCGGCUAAAAGGUGAGUUAGGGAUGUGCGUUGCGGAGCUGGAGCCUCUGGCCAGCUGGUUCAGCCCUCCCACGGUCAGACCGGGCAGGCAGCGGGUCUCCGAACAGGCCCAGGGAACUCCUGUGGAGCUCUACUACAUGGUUCAAACCACAGACAGUGGAGACUGCAACGCCGAGGAUUCCAGAAAGGACAACGGUGUUCGUUCAGAGCAGCAGGGGCCGAUGGGCUACUUUGCAGGGCAUAAACCUAUGCAACGCAUCGGGAGUGUCAGGCUGUUCCAGCCACUGUCGGAGCUCAAGCUGGACAAUAACUUUGUGGUGAUGGCACCGUCCAAACCGAUACGGCAAAGAGAAACGGUCUCAGCAUUUCUGGCUUUGUCUACACUUUCCUCAGUGCAGAUUUUCACCCUUAGGAUCAAGCUAAAAGACGGCGUGGCUUUCCUGGGAGCCCGAGCGAGUAACCCCGUUGUGUGGUCGGUGAGCCAGGAUGUCAGGAGCGAAGGUCACAGAAUCGUCACCCUCCACUGCAGGAGGAAGGAGAACAGCUUUAGUCAAAGGGUGGAGGCGGCGGGUUACCAGCGAGUGCUGCAGGUGGACCUGGAAGUCAACGGACUGAUGGUGCCUCAGGGAGGGAGGGAAGUGACAUGGCAGGUGGAGUACCCACUCACUCGCACUGUGACCGGUGAGGUGCAGACCCACAUCCGCCUGGCACCGCAGGACUUGGGUGGAAUCGUGCCACUGGCCAUGGACACAGAGAUCCUGAACACGGCCGUGCUCACUGGCCGCACAGUCGCCGUGCCAGUGAAGGUAGUCACCGUGGGAACAGACGGCGCCAUCUCUGACGUGACAGAGUCAGUGGAGUGCAAGUCGACCGACGAGCAGGUUAUCAAGGUGUCAGAGCGAUGUGACUAUGUGUACGUCAAUGGAAAAGAGUCGAGAGGGAAAAGUAGCGUGAUGCUCAACUUUACCUACAGCCUCCUCAGUGCACAGUUGGAGAUGAGCGUAUGGAUCCCCCACCUCCCGUUGCUCAUCGAUAUAGCUGACCCUGAUCUCAGCCAGAUUAAGGGCUGGAGGGUCCCUGUCAGCACCGGGAACAGGAGGUUUGAGAGAGUCACAGAUGACAAGGCAGACGAUCGGCCAGACGAGAGGACGGACGGCGUUUGUACGGCCCAGUAUCAGAGCACGACGCUGCGCGUCCUCACACACUUCGUGGCAGACGCCGCCAGAGACGUCAGAGGAGGCAUGGAAGAGGACGGCGCGGGCCAGCCCAACUUCCUCCUGGGCAGCGACUGGCAAGUGGAGGUGACACAGCUGGUGAAGGAUUCGCUGAGGGUCGAGAACCCGAAGGUCGCUCAGCUGCUGGAGGGCGAGGUCGUCAUCGGACUGAGCGCAGGGACCACCAAGCUGCAGGUGCUGUCCCCUCUGACAUCAUCCGUCUUGGCGGAGAGGAGCAUCAGGGUGCGGGAUGAUAGAGUGAGUGUGACAGAGCUCGGGGUGCAGCUGGUGUCAGGACUCUCGCUGUCCCUGCACCUCAGCCCAGGGAGUAACAGGGCCAUUGUCGCCACCGCAACCACACAGGAAGUCAGUGAAUCACUCAAACAGGAGUCCCUCAUCAGUGCUUGGCUGCAGUUCAGUGAUGGAUCGAUGACUCCACUAGACAAUUACAACCCUGCCCAUUUUAGUCUGGCAGCCACCUCUUUGGAUGAACGAGUGGUGGCGGUGCAGCAUACUGCGGCAUGGAAGUGGCCUAUUAUUGUUGCCAAGGGCGAAGGCCAGGGUUUGCUUGUGCGUGUUGAAAUGACCCCGUCAGAUGUGUGCCAGAAGGGCAAGCGGCGUACCGUUCUCGCCACGGGAAUGGCAAACGUGCAGGUGAGGUUUGGUAAGCCUGAUGGGCCGCACAGACAACCGGGAGACCGGCGAACGAGGCCUGACCCUCCGUAUUAUGGUGGAUCUAUCGAAACUGGGUUAAUCAACCGGGGAGCCACUACCAUCCGGGGCCAGGUUCCAGUGAGGCCUAACGGGGGCCGUCUAUCAGCAGACAGUGGGGCAAGAGUCCCAGGUGAUUUCUCUGAAUUUCCAGAUCAGGCGGAGCUUCCUCGCAGCCGCAGCACCGAUGAGGACUUGUUACCGUCUCGUCGAGGUCUUACGGACCUGGAGAUCGGUAUGUACGCCCUGCUGGGAGUCUUCUGCCUGGCCAUCUUGGUUUUUCUAAUCAACUGCAUAUCUUACGCAUACAAAUACCGUAGCAAGCAGCUGUCUCUGGAGGCCCCCGAGGCCAUGCCACAUGCCCAUGACUGGGUUUGGCUGGGCCAAGAGGAAGGGCUGUGUCUGCAGCAACAGCAGCACGACGAGAUGGGAGGCACCCUGGAGGAAGGUAGCCAGCUAUUAAAUGGCGGUGCCCAGCGUGGAUUUAGCUCGUGUGGCAAGGAUCACAGGAAUGAGUCACUUAACUCACCCACGACAAAGAGAAAAAGGGUGAAGUUCACGACCUUUUCCAAUGUCAAGUCCAGUAAUGGGUGUCCUGUGCUCAGCCCAUUAGCACUAGUGCAGACUAGUGAGAUAAAAUGGGUAUGUCCGGACAUUGAGCUUGGGGACUCAAAGGAUCUUAGGAACUACAUGGAAAAGCUGAAUGAGAAUGCAAUUAAGAACACUGCGUAGGGGGCACUGGGCAUUUCUAUACAGAACUAAAGAGAAACUCACCUGAAUGCCUUCAGACUAAGGAGGGAAUGAGGGCCGGAGAGACUAAAGGAAAGAGGAAUGAGGGUGCAGAAAAGAGACCGGGCUGUUGAGAAAUGUAAACAGCAGGGUGGUGCGCUCAGCCUCAGUACUCAGAGGUGGUCGAGAAACAGACGACCACAGGACAUGAUUCACCGUGACACCACAGCGUAGUUAUAAAGGGGCGAAAUGUGAACUUGAUAGUUGUUGCUUAAUGUUUGUUCUUUGUCUUCAAUUGCAGUUCAGUUUUCUUCACUAUGCACCAUACGAUUAAUAUCAUUUUCCCUUUUUUGAAAUUGUCACGUUUCAGUGUUGUAUCUCUGGUAUUUUUUGCACUCUGUUGCUUUUAUUUUUAGAGUUGCUGUAAUGACCCGAGUCACCUGACAGCAAUUAUAGACUCUAGGAGAGAAGAGAGUUAAAAAAGCUAUUUUGUAUUGUAUAUAGACGAGUUUGAUUCGGAGAUAUUAUAUGUACAGUAACAUUUUGUAAAAGUGCCGUUCUGUUACAGUUCUGCUUCAGUUUUUGUUUCAGUUCUCGUCUCCAGAAACCAGAUCCAUGCAUGAUGUUGUUAAAGAUGAGGCAUGUGUGUCUGGACUGGUCCCUGAAAUGAAAGUGUAUAGAUAACUAAUACCAAUACCUCUGGAGACAUGUCGGUUUAGUAUUACUGCAUUAAUUAUGGAGCUGAGUUUUGGAUUGGUUCAAUAUGCUGAUAUUGUUUUCAAAAAACCUGCAUUUUCCCUCAUUAGUUUUUAUUAGUGGGUUAUUUAUGUGAGUGAUCCCCCUUUGAUUCUGUUGCAUCCCUCAAAAAACAAACAAAAAAAUCUGAACACUGACAUCCAUCAUGACUAUCAAAAGACAAUCACAUGUGACUCACUGCAUUCAUUCAUAAUGUUCCAUUAAAAUCAGUCUAUUUUGCAGCUAAUAUGCUGGACAUAAGUUGGUAAUAAUGUGGUUUCUUUGACUAUUUUACAUGAUAUUUAGAAUCCCAGAAGAUGAGUCGCCGAAUAAAUAGAAACAAACUGUGAAACGAACGCUCAAAUCGUACCUCUUCACUACCUUUGUCAUAUGUCAGUAACAGUCAAGCCCAUUUUUUUAACUCUCUGUUUUAAAAACUGGCUGCUGGAUGAAUUAAAACUGAAGGUGACUCUUCUCCA
Messenger RNA from Solea senegalensis (Senegalese sole), 5407 nucleotides. Its product is annotated as transmembrane protein 132C-like. Lineage: Eukaryota; Metazoa; Chordata; Actinopteri; Pleuronectiformes; Soleidae. The record is from RefSeq and is a predicted model, not a curated record. The coding region runs from base 960 to 4196 and encodes 1078 amino acids. The transcript has 10 exons.